Messenger RNA from Panicum virgatum (switchgrass), 2361 nucleotides. RefSeq lists its product as uncharacterized. Bases 735 to 1988 code for a protein of 417 amino acids. Lineage: Eukaryota; Viridiplantae; Streptophyta; Magnoliopsida; Poales; Poaceae. The record is from RefSeq and is a predicted model, not a curated record. The transcript is spliced from 6 exons.
ACUGCCAUGCUGGUAUGGUAGUACCACUCACUCAUUGCAGCCGCAGCACUCCACAUUUGCCUUGGCAUGGGCACUCGCCUGGUUUGGGUUGGGCAGGGCGCCCUCAUUCCUCAGCUCCCUUGCUGCUCUGCCUUUCCCAAAAGCAGGCACACCAAGUAAAUUAUUCCCCUCAACUCGAUUGCCUCAUGCUGCAAAGCCUCAUGCUUUGUCGGGACCGGCUAGCUAACUCUGACUGCACUUCUCUCUCCUCUCCACUCUACCAUCUGGCCAUCACCAUGAUCGAUAAGCGGAGAGCAACCUAGGCUGGCUGGCAGUCGCAGAGUGGCAGUAGUAUAUAGCGCCGCCCCCGGUGCCGUCGCCUGGGGAGCCUUGGAAGCGGAGACCUUUGCGUACAGGGAGGACGAGUGCUCGCUCCCCCGUCUUUGUUCGCCUUGCCCGAAGCAACGCAACGACCCGCCCCGCCACCACUUGAAGGCAGCUCCUGGAUCACUAAGGAGCCACGCCGCCGGCUACAUUUCUGGCAGCAGGAGCAGGAGCAGGAGCAGCCCCGACUCCCAAGGCCGCAGGCAAGCGAGCAAGCGAGCGGCGCGCACCAAAGCAGCAGCAGCAGCCACGGACCGGCCAAUGUAUUCUUCUCCUCCGCCGGCCUGGGAGAAGGAGAAGCGCAGCAGCGGCGACGACCAGAAGCGACCCUGCAUCAGGAGGUUCCGCGAGCCGGUCAGGACCCCGCACUGAUGGCAGCCAGCGCGUCGCCUUCUCGCCUUGCGCUCCUCGUCGCGCUGCUGCUUCUCGCCGGCUGGGCGUCGGCGGCGAACCAGAACCAGAACCAGAACCAGACGCGGGGGUUCCGGCCCGGCGACGAGCUCCGGCGGUACAGGAGGGUGCAGGCGCUGCUCCGGCGGCUCAACAAGCCGGCGCUCCGGACCAUCCAGAGCCCCGACGGCGACCUCAUCGACUGCGUGGCGGCGCACCUGCAGCCGGCGUUCGACCACCCGAGGCUGCACGGCCAGAGGCCACUGGACCCGCCGGCGCGGCCCAAGGGGCACCACCACCGCCGCCCCAACGACACCGCGGGCGCCGGCACGCAGCUCUGGGCGGCGUCCGGGGAGGCCUGCCCGGAGGGCUCCGUGCCCAUCAGGCGGACCACGGAGGCCGACGUGCUCCGCGCCAGCUCCGUCCGCCGCUUCGGCAGGGCGCCCGCCGCCAGGGUGCGCCGCGACUCCGUCGCCGGCGGUCACGAGCACGCGGUGGGGUACGUGGCCGGCGACGAGUUCUACGGCGCCAAGGCGAGCAUCAACGUGUGGGCGCCCAAAGUGAGCACGGCGUCGGAGUUCAGCCUGUCGCAGAUCUGGGUCAUCGCGGGCUCCUUCGGCAACGACCUCAACACCAUCGAGGCCGGGUGGCAGGUCAGCCCGCAGCUCUACGGGGACAACUCGCCAAGGUUCUUCACCUACUGGACGACGGACGCGUACCAGACGACGGGGUGCUACAACCUCCUCUGCUCGGGCUUCAUCCAGACCAACAGCCGCAUCGCCAUGGGCGCCGCCAUCUCCCCCACCUCCGCCUACAACGCCGGCCAGUUCGACAUCAGCCUGCUCGUCUGGAAGGACCCGAACCACGGCAACUGGUGGCUGGAGUUCGGCUCCGGCGAGCUGGUGGGGUACUGGCCGUCGCUGCUGUUCACCCACCUGGCGUCGCACGCGAGCAUGGUGCAGUUCGGCGGCGAGGUGGUGAACACGCGCGCGUCCGGGGCGCACACGGCCACGCAGAUGGGCAGCGGCCACUUCGCCGGCGAGGGCUUCGGCCGCGCCUCCUACUUCCGGAACCUCGAGGUCGUGGACUGGGACAACAGCCUGGUGCCGCUUGCCGCCGGCUUCCACGUCACCGCCGACCACCCCAGCUGCUACGACAUCCAGGGCGGCGUCAACGCCGUCUGGGGCAACUACUUCUACUACGGCGGGCCCGGCAGGAACGUCCGGUGCACGUAGCAGUGCGAGCACCUAGCACUAGCAGGGGGGUUGAAUUGAAGAACAGGAUGCAGUCAUGCAUGCAGAUGAGCGAGGAGGAUACUUUUUUUUGGUUUAAUUCCCAUGGCAAUCUCUCUUUCUUGGUCUUUUCUUUUUCUUUUCUUUUUCUUGCAAAAGGUUCAUUUCUCAAAAGGGAGAAUCCACCAUCAUGUAAUUUCUUCAAUUUUCUUUUUUUUUCUCUUUUUUGGUGGUCUAAAACAAAAGGGUUGGGUACCAGGUAUGGUCAGUGCAAACUAGUCAGGUUCAUCAGGUAGUGACGAGUUGUAAUGUAAAAGCCCCCUGAACAAUGUAGCAAGCUAGCAGUAUAUACAUUUGCAUUGUCCAUCAACAACAA